Hypoxylon trugodes is the source of this 999-nucleotide messenger RNA. RefSeq names its product thioesterase family protein. Bases 1 to 999 code for a protein of 332 amino acids. NCBI's taxonomy places the organism in Eukaryota, Fungi, Ascomycota, Sordariomycetes, Xylariales, Hypoxylaceae. The transcript is spliced from 2 exons. The record is from RefSeq and is a predicted model, not a curated record.
AUGGCCAAUAUCCUUAGAGACCAGAUCAACCUCAAGCAAACCUCGUCUCAUACCUAUACCAUCUCGACCCAUCCAGAGUGGGCCGCGGGUCUCGCUCUACAUGGCGGAUGUGUAGCCGCUGCAAUUCAUCAUGCGGCCUCAACCCAUCUCUCCACCACGUUAGCAGCUCAAAACCAACCGGAUAUACUGACCUUGCAUAUCGAAUUUCUUCGCGCCUGCGACGUGCGUGAAAAUGGUAGUGUUGUCACCGUCACCGACCUGAAGCUCGGCUUAGGCACAAGCACCAUUCAACUAGUAUUAUCGCAGAGUGGGAAGACCAAAGUCCUCGCACUGGCAACCUCAACCAACUUCGACAAACCGGUCGGUCCAAGCGCGCCCACGGCUUGGAGUUUCCAUCCACCGCCCAAGCCCGCGCCCGACUUCGCCAAAGUCUUGGCGCACCAACCCGACGAGAACUGGAUUCCGGCCCGGAUAUUAGGUGAUGUUUUACCUUUUACGCAUCGCAUCUUAUAUCUCAACCCGCGGGAAGGGUUUAAGUUCGAUGGCGUGUGCGAUGCGUGGAAUACGGCGAAUGGCGAGCCUAUGGAUGCUACGUUCCUCGCUUUCAUGACCGACAUAAUCCCAUCUAUGUCCGACACGCUGCUCCGCAACGGCGGCUUGUACGAUGCGCAUCGCCGCCAAGCGCAAGCGAUGCAAUGGGAUCAGGAGCACCCUGGUGUCCCCGUGAAGUUAGUUAACACGCUCAAGGAGGCGAUGGAAGGGACUUUUAAUAAUUUCACGGUUACCUUGGACAUCGAAUUUAAGCGACGACUUCCUAAAGAGGGUGUGCGAUGGGUUUUCGAGAGGACCGCGACGCGCAUGUUAGAGGAUGGGCGGAUGGAUGUAGAUGUUACCAUAUGCGAUGAGAUGAUGGCGAUUUUGUGCUUAUCACGCCAAGUCAUACUUGUACUUGAUGCUAAGAGGAGGUUUGGAGGUAAAAAGCCGCAGUCAACGCUUUGA